Molecule: messenger RNA, 198 nt
Organism: Penicillium coprophilum
Lineage: Eukaryota; Fungi; Ascomycota; Eurotiomycetes; Eurotiales; Aspergillaceae
Product: transcriptional regulator family TF
Exons: 3
Coding region: 1-198 (65 amino acids)
Source: RefSeq, a predicted model, not a curated record
AUGAUCCACAACACACCAGAGCGACUCCUCGCGCAUGAGUUCACCCGCGGGCAUACUCAAUUUGGUGCUUAUCGCGCAACGGAUAAAAAGUAUGGCUGGGAACGUAUCGUUGCGCUUGCUGAAAGCGACAACGCUCAAACUGAUGCUAUCAAGUCACUUGCUGUCAUAAAUGCUGCUCUCCAAGACAACAAGCGCUAG